GGCGGAGCCCGCAGUUGCCGCCCGCCGGGUGCGGCGCCGCCAGCACCGUCUGGGCAGCGGCAGCCGCGGGAGCGCUGCUACCAUGACCUGCCUCGUCGUCCUCCCCAGACCUGCUCAUCCGGGACGGGCUCCCCAACGCCGCCGCGCCCUUUCUUCCUCCUCCUCCUCCUCCUCCUCCUCCUCCUGCUCCUGCUCCUGCUCCUUCCCGCCUCCCGCCGGGCCCGGCCGCCGCCCCCGGCCCCACCAUGCCGGGGGGCAAGCGAGGACUGGUGGCACCGCAGAACACUUUCCUGGAGAACAUCGUCCGCCGCUCCAGCGAAUCAAGUUUCUUACUGGGAAAUGCCCAGAUUGUGGAUUGGCCUGUAGUGUAUAGUAAUGACGGUUUCUGUAAACUCUCUGGCUAUCACCGAGCUGACGUGAUGCAGAAAAGUAGCACCUGCAGUUUUAUGUAUGGGGAGUUGACAGACAAGAAGACCAUUGAGAAAGUCAGGCAGACUUUUGACAACUAUGAGUCAAACUGCUUUGAAGUUCUUCUGUACAAGAAAAAUAGAACCCCGGUGUGGUUCUACAUGCAAAUCGCACCGAUAAGAAAUGAACACGAAAAGGUGGUCUUGUUCCUCUGCACUUUUAAGGAUAUUACCCUGUUCAAACAACCAAUAGAAGAUGAUUCUACAAAAGGUUGGACCAAGUUUGCCCGACUGACCCGAGCUUUGACCAAUAGCCGGAGUGUGCUGCAGCAGCUGGCACCAAUGAACAAAGCGGAGGUGGUCCACAAGCACUCGCGACUAGCUGAGGUUCUUCAGCUGGGAUCAGAUAUUCUUCCUCAGUACAAGCAAGAAGCCCCAAAGACGCCACCCCACAUUAUUUUGCACUAUUGUGCAUUCAAGACCACUUGGGACUGGGUGAUUUUGAUUCUCACCUUCUACACCGCCAUCAUGGUACCUUAUAAUGUUUCCUUCAAAACCAAGCAGAACAACAUAGCCUGGCUAGUCCUGGACAGUGUGGUGGACGUUAUUUUCUUGGUGGACAUUGUUUUAAACUUUCACACCACCUUUGUGGGUCCUGGAGGAGAAGUCAUUUCAGACCCUAAACUGAUAAGGAUGAAUUAUCUGAAAACCUGGUUUGUGAUCGAUUUGCUGUCUUGUUUACCUUAUGACAUCAUCAAUGCCUUUGAGAAUGUAGAUGAGGGCAUCAGCAGCCUCUUCAGCUCCUUGAAGGUGGUGCGGCUUUUACGCCUGGGUCGUGUCGCGCGCAAGUUGGACCAUUACCUGGAAUACGGGGCGGCCGUCCUGGUGCUCUUGGUGUGCGUGUUUGGCCUUGUGGCUCACUGGCUGGCGUGCAUAUGGUACAGCAUCGGGGACUACGAAGUCAUCGAUGAAGUCACCAAUACCAUCCAGAGAGAGAGCUGGCUCUACCAGUUGGCGCUGAGUAUCGGCACCCCCUACCGCUACAACAUCAGUGGCUCUGGGCAGUGGGAAGGCGGACCCAGCAAAGACUCGCUGUACAUAUCCUCGCUCUAUUUUACCAUGACCAGCCUUACGACGAUAGGAUUCGGAAACAUAGCUCCAACUACAGACGGGGAGAAGAUUUUUUCUGUGGCCAUGAUGAUGGUUGGCUCUCUCCUUUAUGCCACUAUUUUUGGAAACGUGACCACCAUUUUCCAGCAGAUGUACGCCAAUACCAACCGGUACCAUGAGAUGCUGAAUAACGUGCGGGACUUCCUGAAACUCUAUCAGGUCCCCAAAGGCCUCAGCGAGCGGGUCAUGGACUACAUCGUCUCCACCUGGUCCAUGUCGAAAGGCAUCGACACCGAGAAGGUCCUCUCCAUCUGCCCCAAGGACAUGAGAGCCGACAUCUGCGUCCACCUCAACCGGAAGGUCUUCAACGAGCACCCGGCCUUCCGACUGGCCAGUGACGGCUGCCUGCGCGCUCUGGCCGUGGAGUUCCAGACGAUCCACUGCGCUCCCGGGGACCUCAUCUACCACGCCGGGGAGAGUGUGGACGCCCUCUGCUUCGUGGUGUCGGGAUCCCUGGAAGUCAUUCAGGAUGAUGAGGUGGUGGCCAUUUUAGGAAAAGGUGAUUGUUUCGGCGACUUUCGGGAAACAACCCUGGCUCACGCGUGCCAUGUCCGCGCGCUGACUUACUGCGACCUGCACAUCAAGCGGGGGCCUUGCUGAGUCCUGGACUUUAUUACCGCCUUUGCCAACUCCCUUCUCCAGGAAUCUAACGCUCCUGCAAUGAGGAAGAGGAUCAUUUUCCGGAAGAUCAGCGACGUGAAGAGAGAGGAGGAGCGGCUGCGGCAGAAGAACGAGGUGACCCUGAGCAUCCCCGUGGACCACCCCGUCCGGAAGCUGUUCCAGAAGUUCAAACAGCAGAAGGAGCUGCGGACGGCUGCUCCCAGCACGGCGGCCCGGACCGCGACGGGCCCCGGGGGGAGGCCCCGCGCCCUGCGGAACGGCGGCGCCCUCCCCCGUCCCCGGGCACCAGCGUGGUCACCGUGCGCAGACACGCCCAUCCAGACCUCGCUGGCCUACGUGAAGGCCAGCGAGACCGGGCAGCCGAACAACCGGCAGGCGCCGAGCCCAGGGCGGCGGCGGGGCCCCGAUCCCAAGCGGCCCCGUGGCGGGGGCGGCAGCCCCCUGCCGAAGAACGCAACGGGCGGGCUUGGCUUCGCCCUGAAGAACCCCUCGGCCGUCUCGGAGGAGAAGCGGGACGACUGGAACAACGUCACCAAGGCGGAGUCCAUGGGGCUGCUGGCGGACGAACGCCCCGCCGGCGACCCCGGCCCCACCAAAAACCCGCUGCGGAAGGCCGACUCCUGCGACAGCGGGAUAACCAAGAGCGACCUGCGCCUGGACAAGGCCGGGGAGGCGCGCAGCCCCCUGGAGCGCAGCCCCGUGCAGGCCGACGCCGCCCUCCCCUGCUGCCCCAUCCCCGAGCAGGUGCUGCACGCGUCCUGCAGGAGGCCCGGCCGAGCUGCGCGAGGACCUGCAGGGCUGAGCGGCCGCAUGACCGCGCUGGAAGCAGCAGGUGCGGAGAUCUUGAAGAUCCUGUCGGGAGAAGCGCGGGCCCCGCGCCUCGCCCCGCCGGGCCCCGGAGCCCCCGCCGCCCCCAGCCCCCCGCACACCCCCCGCCGGGACAUUUUCAGCGUCUCCAGGCCCGGCUCGCCUGAACCGGGAAAAGGACGAGAUCCGCUUUAA
Ornithorhynchus anatinus (platypus) is the source of this 3200-nucleotide messenger RNA. It is a transcript of the gene KCNH5, whose product is annotated as potassium voltage-gated channel subfamily H member 5. Lineage: Eukaryota; Metazoa; Chordata; Mammalia; Monotremata; Ornithorhynchidae. Gene Ontology annotation, cellular component: membrane. Gene Ontology annotation, molecular function: voltage-gated potassium channel activity. Gene Ontology annotation, biological process: potassium ion transmembrane transport; regulation of membrane potential. The record is from RefSeq and is a predicted model, not a curated record.